This is a messenger RNA of Rhineura floridana, 788 nucleotides long. RefSeq lists its product as uncharacterized. The coding region runs from base 129 to 788 and encodes 219 amino acids. The record is from RefSeq and is a predicted model, not a curated record. The transcript has 2 exons. Lineage: Eukaryota; Metazoa; Chordata; Lepidosauria; Squamata; Rhineuridae.
CACCCAGGGAGGGAGAGCCAUCUGCCUGCUUUGCUGCUGCUGCUUGGCCAACAUCUCUGCUCUCUCCUUCUUGGGCUCCUGCUCUGCACGUGGGCACCUCGCAGGACCAGGCUCCAGGAAUCUCCCAGAUGUGUCUGGACCGGCGGAAAGGGGAGGGGGAUGUCUGCCAGGGCACUUUUCACAUUUCCCGGGGACUCUUCCCCCCCCCCUCCACGUGGUCGAGGUCGAUCGACAUUAGAGUGGCGCAGCGGUUACGCACCAGCCCCUCGAUUUUUGCCCGCCGCCGGCCCGCCUCUGAGUCCCCCAGUCCCUCCCCGCACAGACUCACAUCCACCCGCUUCGCUCUCUCACUAACUCUCCUCCCGAAAUGUUUUAUUGAACAUGCUGUACCGGAAGGAGAAGCCAUAUUCCCCAGCCUUGAGCCGCCGCCACCGUUACCAUCCAGGCUGCCGUGCGCCCCAACCCCCGGAUCUCGGGGGUGGCUGGAGGAGAGCACAGGAGGGGGUGUAGGGGGAGCUGGCAACCCCGUGCGGUGGGGGGCGCCCUGGGACGAAGCCCUGUUGCAUGCCGGGCGCCGGCUGCAUAAAGAGCCGACGGUAAAGAGGAGCCGCAGCAGAGGCAGAAGCGGACCUCCCAGCGCCGCUAUCGCACGCUCGCUCCCCGAUUCGGCAGCCGAGGUUGGACCCGGCCUCCUGCCUGCGAGAGACCGGCUACAGAGAGCAGGGAUGCGGCUUCUUCGGGCCCGGUGGCGUGGCUGCGGCUGCAGGAGGGAGCGGACAUGCCCGUAG